AUGCUUGGCCAUAGUUAUAGUACCUACAAUGCCGUCUAUGCUGUGGCUCAAGCCUUACAUACUGCUUACACAAUUAGGACACAUCAGAACUUACGAAAGGACAGGGAUCAAGUGCAAUCAAAGAUUGUAGAAGCCUGGCAGAGAAUUUCCUUCAAUAACAAUGUUGGAGAUGAAAUUAAAUUAAAUGAAGAUGGAGCAUUACAAGCUGGAUUUGACAUUGUAAACCUGGUCACUUUCCCAAACAACUCUUAUAUUAACAUCCCAGUUGGAGAAAUAGAUCCACAAGCUCCUUCAGGAAAAUCCUUCCUCAUUCAUCAAGACAAAAUCCAGUGGCAUCAUGAAUUCACUCAGCUACCUCCUGUCUCGUUAUGUAAUAAUCCUUGUCCUCUUGGAAAAAGAAAGAACAAGAUCGAAGGGCGGAAGUUUUGCUGCUAUGCUUGUGCUUGGUGUCCAGAAAAGAUGAUAUCCAGACAAAUGGACAUGGAGAAUUGUGACAGUUGUCCAGAGCAUCAAUUUCCAAACCAAGCUCACAAUGAGUGCAUUCCAAAGACACUGAAUUUCCUCUCCUUUGAAGAGCCACUGGGCAUUAUUCUGGUUUCUCUGGCUCUUCUCUUUUCCCUAGUUACAGCUUUGGUGUUUAUAAUCUUUAUCAAGCAACGGGAUACUCCCAUUGUCAAAGCCAACAAUCGCAACCUCACCUAUAUUCUACUUAUCUCCCUCUUCCUCUGUUUCCUCUGUUCACUUCUAUUCAUUGGACAGCCCAAUAAAGCAACCUGCCUUCUCCAACAAACAACAUUCGGCAUCAUUUUCUCUAUUGCAAUCUCUUCUAUAUUGGCCAAAACCAUCACAGUUGUUGUAGCAUUCCUAGCAUCAAAGCCUGGAAGCCUAUUCCACAAAUGGGUGGGGCAAAAAUUGGCCUAUUCUAUUAUCUGGUUCUGCUCCUUCAUUCAAAUAUCUAUUUGUAUUGUUUGGCUGGGAACCUCUCCCCCGUUUCCAGAUUUGGACAUGGAGACACUCCUUGGAGAAAUCAUAGUCAAAUGUCAUGAAGGCUCCAUCACCAUGUUUUACUGUGUCUUGGGCUAUAUGGGCCUCUUGGCUAUUCUCAGCUUCACGGUGGCCUUCCUAGCCAGGAAGUUACCAGACAGUUUCAAUGAAGCCAAGUUCAUCACUUUCAGCAUGUUGGUUUUCUGCAGUGUUUGGUUGACCUUUGUCCCUACCUACCUGAGCACCAAAGGGAAGUACAUGGUGGCUGUGGAGAUCUUCUCUAUCCUGUCUUCCAGUGCUGGCUUACUGGGAUGCAUCUUCACCCCCAAAAUCUACAUAAUUAUACUGAGGCCUUCACUCAACACUAGAGAGCAUUUAAUACAAAAGAAAUGAAAAAGAACAAGAUUGUAUUUUGAACAAGUGAAUACUAAUUGGGUGUAUAUGUGCAGCCAUUUUCAUAUACAAGAAUGAAUGAGUAAUUUGAUGAAGCUGUACAAACAUUUCAAAUAGUUACAUGGAAUAUCUGUGUACAAAUUUGAUUAGUACAUCCAAAAGUAAUUUAUUAGGAAAUAAAUUAUCUAUAU
Molecule: messenger RNA, 1568 nt
Organism: Protobothrops mucrosquamatus (brown spotted pit viper)
Lineage: Eukaryota; Metazoa; Chordata; Lepidosauria; Squamata; Viperidae
Product: vomeronasal type-2 receptor 116-like
Exons: 4
Coding region: 1-1377 (458 amino acids)
Biological process (GO): G protein-coupled receptor signaling pathway
Cellular component (GO): membrane
Molecular function (GO): G protein-coupled receptor activity
Source: RefSeq, a predicted model, not a curated record